CGGCCAAGGGAGAGUUGGAGGGCUGACAUGGACAGCUGAAAGGACGGGGCAAGGUAAUGUCCAUGUUCCCAUCAAUUUUCCCUGCUGCCAGUUUGCUCCUGCUUGAUAUCUGUGACUUCACUGUAAAUCUUUCCUGUUGCUGACGUGGUCCUUGUGCCCCAUGUCAUUCAUGUUGCCUCACACUGGGCAGCCGGAGGAGCCUGAUGCCUCCCUGUUGCUUUGGGCAUUGCAAUGAAGUAGCUGUGUAUGUGGCUAAUGGAGUUUUCAAGAAGAAAGCUUGCUUUUGCAUCUAGCUGGUGGCCUGAGAGACUUCCACAGACCUUCCACUCUUUUUACUUGGUUGUAACCGGGAUGUUUGUUUGUUUUCUCAUGCUUGGAAAUAUCAAAAUUAUUGUUUUCUUAUUUCACAUAAGCUUAACUUUUAAUUAUGCUUUUUCUUACAAGAGCAUACGGUUCCUGGACGUGUUUCAAAUUAUGAGCUUACAUUGCACCCAUCCUUGGCAGCUCACAGCACAGUACCCCCAGAUAUUUAGCAAAAUAAUCUUAAAUGUCUGUGUACUGAUCCCAUCUCCUCUUCGGUGGUGUACUUUAAAACACUGCAGAGCCAUGUGUAGGCGUUCAUGUAGAUGAAUGGCUAAUCACCCUUUAUUAGGAACAGCCAGGUUGGAUGGAGCCCUGGGCUGCCUGAUCUAGUGGGUGACAACUCUGCCCAUGGCAGGGGGUUGGAAUUGGAAUGUUCUGUGAUUAACUUGAUGCUGUGAUUAUUACGAAGGGGUGGAAGAGGUUUCUCUGAUACAAAACAGGGAAUAAGUUCCUGCCUCUGCUCAUUGCCUACUGCCAUUCUGCCCUCUGCUCGGAGGUGAACUAUCACACAAGCAGGGAACUGUCCUUGUUCUGCUCCUGUGCUCUUAUCCAGAAAUCUUCCUUCUAAAUUGCUUUGUUUUACAAUAACCUUUCUCCAGUGUGUAAUGACAGCCUCUGAUGUUGUUAUAAAACUACUUGGAUUGGUUGCUUUGACUUUAUCAUGUUCGAUCUUUCCUGUUCUCUGAGUAGAAAGGAAAUAAGGAACAGUCCAGUAAGCAGCAAAGGCUUCCCUCUCAUUGCUUUGUCUCUGUUGGCAGCAUGAAGGAAAGCAGAAUGACAGCAGUGCUGUGGCUGCAAGACACUCAGGGCACUGCUAGUUGAAUUCUGAAACAAGCAGUGAGUCUGCAGAGCUCCUGGGAGUCCAACCCUUCCUGCCUUGGCUGAAGAAGAGGCAGCAAGCAGCCUGUUUCUGCUUGCAGGAUGACCAAGGCUGUGGCAUGUGGCAAAGCAGGGACAUUGAGGUCGGGCUUGUGCAGCAGGGCAGAGCUCUGAGGGAUCACUGCAGCCCCUGAGCCAGCACUGGGCUGCACUCAGGGAGAGGACACGAAGGCCUGAGGUGGCACAGCCUUGUCCUGGGCCUAGUGAUAUCUAGGCUUCAGUGGCCCACUCGUUUGGUACAGCUCUCCUAUUAAAUGUGCUGCAAGGAACAGAGCUUGUGAUAAGACAUGGCAAGCAGAUGCUGCAAUGUGAGGAGGCUUCCCAUCUGCAGGGGACUGUUCCCAUGGGGCAGUUAGGACAUCCAGUCAGAACCAAAAUGAGGAACAAACUAUGGCUCCAGAGUAUUUCCUUCUUCCUUUUAUUCCAGUACUCCACGUGUCACGAAAACCUCACUUGCUUUGUGGACUAUGUGCAGACCCUGUCGUGCCUCCUGAGGAAUGACCUGGGUGCCAGCCCGUACAAUAUCACUGCUACGUGGGUUGAUGAGGACGAUCCAGAGAACACUGUGGCAGCCUGCAGUCUCCUGGAGUUGUCCAGGAAUGCCAACCACACGGAGUACGUGUGCACUGUGGACAUGACUGAGCUGCUGGCAGACAUCAGAGUCCAGGUGGAUGCGACAGAGAUAGCUGACAGGCAGCACGUGAUUUCCAUAGGCUUUUAUAUGAAAGAUAACAUCAGACCACAGCCUCCGUUCAAUCUGACUGCUGUGUUCACAGAAGGUUACAACAUUUCUUGGGAAACCAUCCAUCAGAACCCUCUUUUCUACUUAUUGAAUGGGGAACUGGAGUAUCAGCUGCGUUAUAAGAGAAGGGCUGACACCUGGGAGACUCAGAAGAUCAAAUCUGUCCCCGAAGACAAACGGACAGUGGUGAUCCUGCCGCAGGAAUUCCAGGGGAACACUGAGUAUGAAUUCCAAGUGAGAGCCAGACCCCGAGGAGGCACUGGCUACUUCGGAUUUUGGAGUGAAUGGAGCUCCCGGCUGACACUGAAAACCAGCCCUGCUGCCGUGACACAGAGAGCAGGCAUGGGAUGGAUGCUAUUCUUUGUUGUUGCCAUGGUGAUCACUGCCUCAAUCACAGCCUUUCUGGCCAAGCAACAGAGCUUGUGGAAGAAGAUCGCUUGCAUCCCAGACCCAUCUGCCUUUUUCAAACCACUUUACCUGAUGUAUAAUGGAGAUUUCAAGAAGUGGGUUGGUACAUCCCAUAUGAAAAUGACCAUUGAUUUAUUUGAGUGGGAAAUUGUCCCUUCAGAAGUCCUAGAAGUUUUCAGCAUGCGUCCUUCCAACUGCACCUCACAGGAGGAGAUAAGGGAGUUGAAAAAUGAUCUGCCUUGCAAGCCCUGUGUGUCCUGCCUGACCACUCCAGUCCAAGACAGCCUCCUGUCAAGUGUGAACAGCAGCAGUGUGACUCCGGACCGCUCCUACGGACAUUUGUCCAUUGACACUGUGACAGUGGCUGAUGAAUUUACACCUUGUAACUGCCAGUGCAACUGUAACCGCAUGUACAAGGAACAAAAACAUAACGGUGAUGAGGAUAGCGCUGAAGAAAGCGGUUACCCCAAGGUUAACAUUGAUGAUGAAGACAGAAGGCCAUCCAGUGCCUUGCAUCUGUCUGACCUGAGCUCACAGGACAAAAUUCUGGCCUCGGGCUCUAUGUCCACAGAUCACCUGAGGACUACAGGUGCCCCAGGCCACCAGAAAGUUGAAGGGGCUUUGGAAGGAGGGAUGGGGAGCAUCCUAGAAGCCCUUUGCUUGCAUCCUAAUCAGUGGGAUUUGGAAAAUCCAGCAUCUCUACCUUCCCCUGAUGGUGAAAGUGUGUCCUACAGCGAAGGAUCCUGUGACUUUUUCCCUCGCGGUGCAAGGCCUGGUGGCAGUUACCCCAUGAUCUGCCUAGAUUUGGACACUAUUGACAGCGGCUUUGUGGACUCAGACUGUGGGAGUCCAGUUGACUUUGAAUUUGAGCAAAAUAGUCAGACCAACGCUGAGUCCGUUCCUCUUGAGCAGGAGGGGGAGGACUUUCCGCGGAGCUAUGUCAAGCAGUGGAUCUCCUGCCAUGCUGACAGCCCUGCCAGCGGGACUCAGACAGACUGAGGACUUGAUUUUGUUCUGCAGAGUCUAAGGCCUUUCCCAUACUGUGCCAGAGGCAGAGUGGCAGCCAAAUUCAGAAGAAAAAGCAAAGUUUACUUGGUGUAAUCUGUACUGCAUACAAUGGGGAACGGUUAGGUCCAUAGAAAUAUAGGUCUAUUUCUACUGCCACUCAUUCUUCAUUUUGCAUUGAACCUGACAUGAUUAAUUGUUUUAAUAGUUUUUUCAGCAUUCCUGGUCAAACCCUUAUGUAAUGACCUACAAACUUGAAUUUUUUACAAGAAAAGCAACUGUACCUUUAAAAUUGCUCCCUGGCUUACACAGAUGUGCAAAUUUUUUUUUUGAAAGUAAGCUUAUAAAUAGUACAGAACUUUAAAAGGAUUUUCCUUGGCAUUCUCUCAUGACUCAAGUUGGAUGUACAUGGAAUCUUAGAAGCAUAUCUAAUGGCAAGCAUGUUUGUUACAUUAAAGUUCCCUUGCCCUAUCCUAACAA
Messenger RNA from Gallus gallus (chicken), 3877 nucleotides. RefSeq names its product interleukin 21 receptor (gene IL21R). The coding region runs from base 1541 to 3391 and encodes 616 amino acids. Gene Ontology annotation, biological process: immunoglobulin mediated immune response; cytokine-mediated signaling pathway. Gene Ontology annotation, molecular function: cytokine receptor activity; protein binding. Gene Ontology annotation, cellular component: external side of plasma membrane. The record is from RefSeq and is a predicted model, not a curated record. The transcript is spliced from 9 exons. NCBI's taxonomy places the organism in Eukaryota, Metazoa, Chordata, Aves, Galliformes, Phasianidae.